Messenger RNA from Odobenus rosmarus divergens (Pacific walrus), 2899 nucleotides. RefSeq names its product cadherin-18-like (gene CDH18). The record is from RefSeq and is a predicted model, not a curated record. Bases 259 to 2631 code for a protein of 790 amino acids. Gene Ontology annotation, biological process: cell-cell junction assembly; multicellular organism development; homophilic cell-cell adhesion. The transcript is spliced from 11 exons. Gene Ontology annotation, cellular component: catenin complex; plasma membrane; adherens junction. Gene Ontology annotation, molecular function: cadherin binding; calcium ion binding. NCBI's taxonomy places the organism in Eukaryota, Metazoa, Chordata, Mammalia, Carnivora, Odobenidae.
AGGUAGAAAAUGGUGGUCCGUGUUCACUUACUGUGAAGAUUUGGAAUCAGACAACUACAGCUUUGAUUCUCCAAGUGUUUCAGGAUGUAAAUGUAGUCUGACCUUUCCCUGAUGGGCAGUUAAAUCAUGGACACGCUAAACAAUUUACUUUGGACUGUCCUUUCAAAAGAUGCUCUGGCUUCUCUCUUGAAUGUGCACUAAGCAUUUAUAACUGACAAGGAAAAGAAAGGAGACUGUGAACUGGAAAGCUAUCUUACAAUGAAAAUUACGAGCACAUCUUGCAUCUGUCCAGUCCUAGUGUGUCUCUGUUUUGUGCAGAGGUGUUAUGGAACUGCUCACCACAGCUCCAUCAAGGUGACCAGAAACCAGACCAAACAUAUUGAAGGGGAAACCGAAGUCCACCAUCGUCCCAAAAGGGGAUGGGUUUGGAAUCAGUUCUUUGUUUUAGAAGAACAUAUGGGACCAGAUCCUCAGUAUGUUGGAAAACUUCACUCCAAUUCUGACAAAGGCGAUGGGUCUGUCAAGUAUAUCCUUACUGGAGAAGGUGCUGGGACUAUAUUUAUCAUUGAUGAUACCACCGGUGACAUCCACUCAACGAAAAGCCUAGACAGAGAGCAGAAGACCCACUAUGUGCUUCAUGCCCAGGCUAUUGACAGACGAACAAACAAGCCUCUUGAACCUGAAUCCGAGUUCAUAAUCAAAGUACAAGACAUCAAUGAUAAUGCUCCAAAGUUCACAGAUGGACCAUACAUUGUUACUGUGCCUGAAAUGUCAGAUAUGGGUACCUCUGUUCUACAGGUGACAGCUACUGAUGCAGAUGACCCUACCUAUGGAAACAGUGCCCGCGUGGUUUACAGUAUUCUCCAGGGACAACCCUACUUCUCUGUAGAUCCUAAAACAGGAGUUAUUAGAACUGCCUUACAUAAUAUGGACAGAGAAGCCAGAGAACACUAUUCAGUGGUCAUUCAAGCCAAAGACAUGGCUGGACAAGUUGGAGGGCUUUCUGGAUCUACAACAGUCAACAUCACCCUGACUGAUGUCAAUGACAACCCCCCACGGUUUCCUCAGAAGCACUAUCAACUGUAUGUUCCUGAGUCAGCUCAAGUUGGUUCAGCUGUUGGGAAAAUCAAAGCAAAUGAUGCAGACACUGGUUCAAAUGCUGACAUGACAUACUCUAUCAUUAAUGGUGAUGGUAUUGGGAUAUUCUCCAUCUCCACUGACAAGGAGACCAGAGAAGGGAUACUUUCUUUAAAGAAGCCACUGAACUAUGAGAAAAAGAAGUCAUAUACUCUCACCAUAGAAGGAGCAAAUACACAUCUUGAUUUCCGCUUUUCUCACUUGGGUCCUUUUAAAGAUGCUACCAUGUUGAAGAUCAUUGUUGGAGAUGUGGAUGAACCACCACUCUUUUCCAUGCCUUCCUAUGUCAUGGAAGUCUAUGAAAAUGCCAAAAUUGGGACUGUUGUUGGCACAGUUUUGGCACAAGAUCCUGACAGUGAUAAUAGCUUAGUAAGGUACUUCAUUGACUACAGUGCUGAAGAUGACAGAUGUUUCAAUAUUGAUGUCAAUACAGGAACCAUUAGGACUACAAAGGUCCUUGAUAGAGAAGAAACUUCAUGGUACAACAUCACAGUUGCUGCUUCAGAAAAUGACAAUCCUGGUUUGCUGAGCCAUGUCACAGUGGGUAUUAGAGUUCUGGAUGUCAAUGACAAUCCACCCGAACUUGCCAGGGAAUAUGAUAUUGUUGUCUGUGAAAAUUCAAAACCUGGCCAGGUGAUUCAUACCAUCAGUGCCACUGAUAAAGAUGAUUUUGCAAAUGGACCAAGGUUUAACUUCUUUCUUGAUGAACACCUAUCUAUAAACCCAAACUUCACUCUGAAGGACAAUGAAGAUAACACAGCCAGCAUUCUGACAAGGCGGAGGAGAUUUAGUCGAACUAUUCAGGAUGUGUAUUAUCUCCCCAUUAUGAUCUCUGAUGGUGGAAUCCCCUCUCUCAGCAGCAGCAGUACCCUCACCGUCAGGGUUUGUGCAUGCGAGAGAGAUGGGCGCGUGCGGACCUGCCAUGCGGAAGCGUUCCUGUCCUCGGCUGGCUUGAGUACAGGGGCCUUAAUCGCUAUUCUGCUGUGUGUUGUCAUUCUCCUAGCAAUUGUAGUACUUUUUAUCACCUUGAGACGCAGCAAAAAAGAGCCCCUAAUCAUCUCUGAGGAGGACGUGAGGGAGAAUGUGGUCACCUACGAUGAUGAAGGUGGCGGUGAGGAAGACACUGAGGCCUUUGACAUCACAGCCUUGAGGAAUCCAUCUGCUGCCGAGGAGCUCAAGUAUCGGAGAGAUAUCAGACCCGAAGUGAAACUCACCCCCAGACACCAGACAUUGUCCACCCUGGAAAGCAUAGAUGUUCAGGAAUUUAUUAAGCAAAAACUGGCAGAAGCCGACCUAGACCCCAGUGUCCCCCCUUAUGACUCUCUUCAGACUUAUGCCUAUGAAGGUCAGAGAUCGGAGGCUGGGUCCAUCAGCUCACUGGAUUCAGCAACCACACAAUCAGACCAGGAUUAUCACUACCUUGGAGAAUGGGGACCUGAAUUUAAAAAGUUAGCUGAACUCUAUGGAGAAAUAGAAUCUGAAAGAACAACUUAGGGGGUCAAUUCUUGCAACCUUCUAGAAUUUGCUUCCUGAGCAAGUGGAGACAUAACCUCAGCAAUGGCAAGGAAGAAGAGUGGAGACAGUACUUGGAACUGAGCAAGCUGUACACAGCUACUGUAGAAACAAGUGCCCUUUCCAUGAUCGAAACUGGGUUAUUUAAUCAGAAGACAGUCAAAUUAAAAAAAAUACAGAGAAAAAGCUGUUGUUCCUUGUGUAUAUUUUCAAUUGCUCAAUAAAGUCUGUGGUACUGUUUAAUUAAGAA